AUGGCACAGUCUGUUCCAUCCGCCGGUUUCUCGCAGUACCAAGGCCCGUUUGACGAAUGGGAUGCACUGAUCCGUCAAGCACCCAUCCUCGAUACUGGUCCUAUACAAGGAGAGACGGUUGAGCAGCUACAGCGCCGGACAAAUGAAAUCAGGGUCAAGGCGUCCGAUAAUGAAAUGAAUGUAUCUGGCCUACGCGAGAGGGUGAGCUGGGCGGAUUAUUCGGUGCCAACGAGAGACGGCGCGAGUGUGCCCGUUCGCGUCUACCGAGCCAAGCACUCCACAACUGCAGCCCCAAUUCCCGUGUACAUCUUCUUCCACGGCGGCGGGUUCUUGCUCGGGAACAUCGAGUCCGAAAAUGCCAACUGUGCGCGCAUCGUUGAUAUGUGGGAGCAGCCGCCCGGGCUGAUGGUCGUCCAUGUCUGCACGCGGCAUACCCCCGAAUACUGCCAUCCCACCCCAUUUCACGACGCAUGGGACGCGUUCCAGUGGCUGUCGGCAAAUCUCCAGUCCAUGGGCGGGGACACUGCGGCCACGGUGAUCGGAGGCAUCUCCGCGGGGGCAGGGCUCGCGGCAUCGGUUGCUCUGAAGGAGCUCGAGGCAAGAAAAGCGGAAUCCGGGCCCUUGAUCCAGCCUCGGGGACAGGUCCUCUGUAUUCCCUGGCUGAUCCAUCCAGCGGCACACCCCUUUGCUGAUAAGGGAUGGUCUGCCCCGCAGCAGAACAAAGAUGCACCGAUCUUGCCUCUGACGCGAAUCCAGCAUUUUGCCGAGCUUAUGAAGGUCGAGCCGGAGACUGAUGCGCUGUUCAACUCGGGUCUCGCGACGGCUGGACAGGUCACCGGCUUGUCCAAGACGAGCAUUUUGGUUGCCGGAUGGGAUGUUCUCCGCGACGAUGGGUUACUCUAUGCAGAGACUUUGAAGAAAGCAGGAGUUGACACGCGCGUUCACAUUUUCCCUGGUCUCCCUCACGGGUUUCGGCGGUUCGCAAGUCUUCCAUCUAGUCGGAAAUGGGAUUGCCUCAUUGUACAAUCCAUCGCCUGGUCACUGGGCUGUUCUUCUGGUGUGACUUUGUAG
Molecule: messenger RNA, 1071 nt
Organism: Aspergillus puulaauensis
Lineage: Eukaryota; Fungi; Ascomycota; Eurotiomycetes; Eurotiales; Aspergillaceae
Product: alpha/beta hydrolase
Exons: 3
Coding region: 1-1071 (356 amino acids)
Molecular function (GO): hydrolase activity
Source: RefSeq, a predicted model, not a curated record